Molecule: messenger RNA, 1189 nt
Organism: Cucurbitaria berberidis CBS 394.84
Lineage: Eukaryota; Fungi; Ascomycota; Dothideomycetes; Pleosporales; Cucurbitariaceae
Product: benzoquinone reductase
Exons: 4
Coding region: 307-921 (204 amino acids)
Molecular function (GO): FMN binding; NAD(P)H dehydrogenase (quinone) activity
Source: RefSeq, a predicted model, not a curated record
UGACGCUACUGCAGCCUCGUUCCGGAUACGGUCGGAUUGUAGGGGUUUAGCACCGCAAACAUGGUUCCUUGUCUACAGCGCGUCUCAGGUCGAUGCCGUUCCCAGUGUUAUCAUUGGACCUGUUUACAGAUUUUUCGAGCUUGUCGCGCGGCAUUAUUUUAGGGUGAUGAUUAAGGCCGGUACUAGGUGCAAUACAUAUAAGAGGGGGAAGCUGCCCCUCGACACCAGUAAUAAUAAUAACAACAAGAACAGCUUCCACAUCUACUCCUUUUUUUUUGAGCUGUUUGAUAACCCAAUUCCGUGAAAAUGGCACCCAAGAUCGCAAUCGUCUAUUACUCCAUGUAUGGCCACAUCAAGCAGUUGGCCGAUGCUGAGUUGAAGGGUAUCAAGGAGGCUGGCGGUGAUGCUGAGCUCUUCCAGGUCGCAGAGACUCUCUCAGACGAUGUGCUAGCCAAGAUGCAUGCCCCGCCUAAGCCCACCGACAUCACGGUCCUCAAUGACCCUGCCCAGCUCGAAUCCUUCGACGGCAUCCUGUUUGGCAUCCCAACCCGCUACGGAAAUUUCCCGGCCCAAAUUAAAACUUUUUGGGACAAGUCUGGCAAGCAGUGGCAGUCAGGCUCCUUCUGGGGCAAGUAUGCUGGCUUGUUCAUCUCUACGGGUACGGUCGGUGGUGGACAGGAGACCACUGCUAUCUCCUCCAUGUCGACAUUGGUACAUCAUGGAUUCAUUUAUGUACCUUUGGGAUACAAGAAUACUUUCGCCGACCUCGCCAACCUUGACGAAGUCCAUGGUGGUUCUCCCUGGGGCGCAGGCACCCUUUCCGCAGGCGAUGGCUCGCGUCAGCCCUCUGCUCUCGAGCUCCGCGUUGCGACUGCGCAGGGCAAGGCAUUCUACGAGACGGUUGCCAAGGCUCACCCAUGACUAGAUGAUAGUCAUGUAGUGGAGAAGCAGAAUGCAGUAGAAACAACAACACAAAACCAAACACAGAAUGGGACGACAGGUGCUAACGGAACCACAACGAACACUACUGCUCCAUCAUCGCAACUUCAACAGAAGAAGGACAAAGAUGGUGAGGGCCCUUGCGGGUUGCCAGCGAAGUGCGAGAUUAUGUAGAGUCAAUUAGACAUGAAUAAAUGAACAAAUGCUUCCGCAGCUUUGAUCUCUUGUUUGGGGCAUGCACAGAUGAACC